Pygoscelis adeliae (Adelie penguin) is the source of this 864-nucleotide messenger RNA. It is a transcript of the gene NPRL2, whose product is annotated as nitrogen permease regulator-like 2 (S. cerevisiae). The annotation marks the transcript as partial. Gene Ontology annotation, molecular function: GTPase activator activity. Gene Ontology annotation, cellular component: GATOR1 complex; vacuolar membrane. The record is from RefSeq and is a predicted model, not a curated record. Lineage: Eukaryota; Metazoa; Chordata; Aves; Sphenisciformes; Spheniscidae. Gene Ontology annotation, biological process: negative regulation of TORC1 signaling; positive regulation of autophagy; cellular response to amino acid starvation. The transcript has 9 exons.
CAGGUCCCGGAGGACUUCAUCUCUCGGGAGCUCUUUGACACCAUCCAGGUGUAUGUCAUCACGAAGCCCGAGCUGCAGAACAAGCUGAUCACCGUGACGGCCAUGGAGAAGAAGCUGAUUGGCUGCCCCGUGUGUAUCGAGCACAAGAAGUACAGCCGAAACGCUCUGCUCUUCAACCUGGGCUUUGUGUGCGAUGCCAGAGCCAAGGCCUGUGUGCUGGAGCCCAUAGUGAAGAAGCUGGCUGGCUACCCCACCACCCUUGAGCUGGAAAGCGGAUUCAUCUCCAACGAGGAGAGUAAACAGAAGCUGGUUCCCAUCAUGACCAUCCUGCUGGAGGACCUCAAUGCCAAAGGAAGGUGCACCCUGCCCAUAGAUGAGUCGAACACCAUCCACCUGAAGGUGAUCGAGCAGCGUCCGGACCCCCCCAUUGUGCAGGAGUACGAUGUCCCCGUCUUCACCCAAGACAAGGAUGACUUCAACUCCCAGUGGGAUCUCACCACGCAGCAGAUCCUGCCCUACAUCGACGGCUUUCGGCACGUCCAGAAGAUUUCUGCAGAAGCCGAUGUGGAGCUGAACUUGGUGCGCAUUGCUGUGCAAAACCUGCUGUACUACGGGGUUGUCACGCUCGUCUCCAUACUCCAGUACUCCAACGUCUACUGCACCACGCCAAAGGUCCAGGACCUGGUGGAUGACAAGUGUCUCCAGGAAGAGUGUCUGUCCUACGUCACCAAACAAGGGCACAAGCGAGCCAGCCUCAGGGACGUCUUCCAGCUGUACUGCGGGCUGAGCCCUGGCACGACGGUGCGAGACCUCAUCUCCCGCUACACCCUGCAGCUCCAGAGGGUGGACGAGAGGGGGCUCAUC